AUACUCUGCCGUGCAGUUGGGAAAUCCACAAGGAACAUGUCUCUUUGCUAACUCACCCUAGCAUUAGCGCGGGGUGUGUUAACGAUCAGUGACCUGAUCAAGGCGCCUGCGCAAUCACGGGGUCAAGAUCUGAUCCACGAACCGACGUGCUAUGAACUACUUCCGUUGGUGAUAUUGAUGACGACCAUCAUGGACAUCUGCACCCGUCACUCUAUUGCAGAAGAGAGCGGCGGAGAAGAAAUCUUCCACUCGCGCAAAACACCUGUCGGACGCAGUCAAGCCUUCCUCACCUUCUCUCGCCACUCGUACCCCCCUCCCGAGCGAGCACGUCCUGCUCAGCGAUUCGCCCACCUCAUCAUCCCCUUCAACCGCAUUCACUCCACUUGGCGAGGCGCGAACGCGCACCUCGGACGACGGGACGCAGGAAGGUUGGUCAAGCAUGAACGACGCUGCCCACCAUCGGCAGUCUCAACCGCAUCAGCCGCCGUGGUACGCUUGGAAGCAUCGCAGAUCGCGUCCAUUGGAAGAGUGGCGUUAAUGAGUGCGGUGGGGAAGUCAGUCGCAAGGAAGCUCAAAGGAAGGAUAGAGAAAGGACCAUGGCAGAUCUGGCUUACCACGAGUGGCGACACGCAUCAAGCGUUGUUGGGCCCCGACAGGACCCCUGAAAAGUCUAUCAGUGCUGGUAUUAGCUCCAUGCCCAAGCGCGGCUCUGCAUCCUCUACGACAUACAGGCACCCCCACGAGUUCGCUGCGGGGAGCGAUAUCUUGGGUGUCUACUCGGGUGGUGACGGUACUGUGAAGGAUCGCACGGGCUUUCUGGCAAGUGGAGCUGAGGCGUUGGAGGAGGACUGUGUGCGCCCUGUCCCACCUCAGUCUUUCCACGAUGUUGCAUUUCCUCUCGCUGCUGGCGAUGAGGGCAGUAUCGAGCGUAUAGUAUCCCUGGAGAACCCACCGUCAUCCAAAUCCUAUGAUCAAGACGUCGAGCUUCCCGCUGAGCCCGCGCUCCAUAUAAAGUUUCAGUCAGCAGUUGCGAAAGGGUCUAGAAAGACACCCGAUCGCAAGAUAGGGGGGGGGCUUAUCAGCAAUACCACCGCGUUCAACGCCAACGUGAAUGCGUCACCCAGCCCUGUCCCUUCGUUCAGACGUAACCAGUCGAAACGCCUCACACCCUCCUCCAUCCCAUUCUUCCGCCGGUCAUCUCCGCACAUUGUGCAAAUAUCGAUGUCGAACGCUGCUGCGGUCCCAGCCUCCCCCGACCACACCAAGCACAUCUCAGGAGAAGACAUCAGUUCUGAGUUUAGGGGUUCAAGUUCGAAAAGGAGUUUGCACAGCGAAAUGAGUGACACUGGGACGGCCAAAGGGACGAGAGAAAGUAGUGGUAAUCACAAAACGAGGGAAGGAGAAAAGGCGAGGGUGAUGCAAGGUCUCGAGGAUCGGAGCGAGAGUAGGAUAUCGGUGCUGAUGGGCAGGAAAAAGGACAAGGCAAACGCUCUCUUCCGCGGACCCGAAGAAGGCUCCGGCUGUGGCUUUGCACCAAAGCAGAUGUCCGCGCUUCCUGCUACUACCGCGCAGCGUGUCGCCAAUCUAGAGAACAACUCGGUACCUACAGCUGCUUCUGCCAUCACGAUGACUCCGCCGUCCUCUCGUAUCAUGUCCCAAACCGUGAGCUCGAUGCAGAAGCAGUCGCUGCGAACCACCGAUCAGGUGCCCACGAUUGCCGACUUGCCUCCAGUUGACGCAGUGACGGACGAAUUUGCGUCUUGGAAAACGGAGAUGCUCAAAGUGGCAACAAGUUGCGGAAGCGGAUGGCCAGCCAGUCUCCAGGCGUCAAUCUGCGCGCCAGCGCCUCCGCUCAACGAAUCAUCGCACCUUCCCCCCAGCAUCGUGCAGCGGAGUCCAUCGUCAAGCCGUCAGUCACUAUCGACGCCGUCCCCGGUUCCUGAGGCGGUGGAAGAGGAGUUCCUAGGUGAUGAAGAGAUGAAGCAAUACAUCAGUCGUCAGCAGGCUCGGCACCUGUGUCCCUACGCACGUGAAGAGAUGUUCCAUCAUUCUCUAGUUUAUUUCAUUGGUACUGGAAGUCAGAAGAAGCAAGCUGAUCCGGACAUCUAUCUAGUAGUGCGCAGUGACCACCUGGCAUAUCGAUAUGAAGUCGUGGAUGCCCUAGGCAAUGGAUCUUUCGGAUUUGGUCGAAAUCACGAUUUUGGACAAUCUACGCAAAUAGGACCAAGAGGAGAAAACCACGUCGUCAAGAUGACAGAGCAUUUCUACUUCUGCAGCCACUUGUGCAUCGCAAUGGAGCUGCUGAGCAUUAACUUAAUCGUUCGCUGCGGCCUUAAGCCCGAGUUAAAGCCAUCCUUCUCAAAGGAUGUUCUGCUCAAACACCCGCCGAAGAGCGCGAUCAAGGUGAUCGACUUUGGCAGUACUUGCUUCGAGCACGAGAAGAUUUAUACGCACACCCAAAGUCAGUGCUACCCUUCACUGGAGGUCAUCCUCGGCAUCAACUACCAUGUGGCCAUCGACAUGUGGAACCCAGGGUGCAUCCUCGCCGAAUUGUACACGGGAUUCCCAAUCUUCCCUGGCGAGAACGAGCAGGAACAAUUGUCUUGUAUGAUGGAGGUUCUUGGUCCUCCAAAUCAAGAAGUCAUUGACCGCAACCCACCGAAGAGGCUCCUUUUCGAUAACAGUGGAGCACCACGAUCCGUGGUCAACUUCAAGGGUCAGAGAAGAGGACCUGAACGGCGCAUGAAACCACAAGCAGCACUUCAGUAUAGUGUCUUGAAAACCGGACAACGGUCCAAGGUCACCAGUCCCUCGCCCACGACCACCACGGCGCUACUGCCAUCAUCCAGCCUUUCUGAAUCACGGACGUCGAAGGUUACGGAGACUCCGGAGAAAUCGCAGAUUAGCGCACUGUCGUCACAGACGGUGUCAAUGCCACCCCCGUCCGUGCAACCUCUAUGGGUCCGUUAUCACAGCCCUACCGUUCCUCGCGACAUUCAUUUUGCCGGACACUAGGUGGCAACUGCUAAAUGAGUUUUGGAACGGAUGGAUGGAUUUUUCCCCCCUUUGUUCCUCUUUGUCUUUUUAUGUUAAUAAAACCCUCUGGGGAAUCUUCACCCCAGCAUAAUUCAGUAGCAGGUUGACCUGAAUCCCACACAUCACACAUACUAAGUUCAUAAUUUCAUGAGUAUGUUGUGUAGUGCUGCAAGUCUACUGAAAUCCAAAGUAUCAGACUGUCUGGGAGGUAUGGAUUUUCAGGGAGUAUGGG
Molecule: messenger RNA, 3268 nt
Organism: Pisolithus orientalis
Lineage: Eukaryota; Fungi; Basidiomycota; Agaricomycetes; Boletales; Pisolithaceae
Exons: 21
Coding region: 178-3015 (945 amino acids)
Biological process (GO): peptidyl-serine phosphorylation; peptidyl-threonine phosphorylation
Molecular function (GO): protein serine/threonine kinase activity; ATP binding
Source: RefSeq, a predicted model, not a curated record